Molecule: messenger RNA, 2256 nt
Organism: Hypomesus transpacificus
Lineage: Eukaryota; Metazoa; Chordata; Actinopteri; Osmeriformes; Osmeridae
Gene: ftr66
Product: finTRIM family, member 66
Exons: 6
Coding region: 328-1782 (484 amino acids)
Molecular function (GO): zinc ion binding; protein binding
Source: RefSeq, a predicted model, not a curated record
AGGCUUGCGCAGGCGAACACACACACACACACACACUCACAUUAACCACAAUGGACAGUCUGUGCCAGUGGGUUGCUGCUUUGGAUAGGUAGAUGUCACCAGAUAAACUCAUUUAUCGUUUCCUUCUGUUAUGUCUCUAUGGUAACAACAGUAGACACACAAGCUCAUCAAGAGCAGUCCUGCCAGUGGUGACACAACUAUUGCAAGGACGCUAUCACAGGCUGCAGUGGCAAAGAACUUCUAUAGAACCUUCCGCUGUUGUAAUAAUAGAGGAGGACCUCAAGUGUAAUACAUUUUUUAACAGAAACACUUUUAUUUUGGCCCGAGAUGGUGGACCAACAGAAGGAGCCAGGAUUUCAAGAAAUUGCCUUCGGUAACGGCCACCUAUUGGCUGGACCCGGAGAUGUGGCGUGUGAUUUCUGCACUGAGGCAAAGUUCAAAGCGGUCAAAUCCUGUCUGGGGUGUCUGGCGUCUUACUGUGUGAGCCACGUCCGUUCCCAUUAUGAAUCACCUGCCCUGAGGAAACAUGCGUUGGUGGAAGCCACAGUGGACCUGAAGGAGAAGAUCUGCUCCCAUCAUGAUAAGCUGCUGGAGGUGUACUGUCGGACAGAUGGCAGAUGUGUGUGUCUGCUCUGUGUGAUGGAGGACCACAGGGGACAUGACACGGUGCCCGCUGGCGUCGAGAGGACGGACAGACAGAGACAGCUGGCAAGAACUAGAAGAAAAUUCAAACUGAAGAUCCAGGCCAAAGAGAAAGAGCUACUGGAGCUCAGACGGGUCCUGGAAUCUCUCAAGUUCUCUGCCCAGGCAGCAAUGGAGGAGAGUGAGAGGAUCUUCUCUGAGCUGCUGCAUUCCAUAGAGAGCAGACACCAUGAGGUGAGAGAGUUGAUCAGAGUCCAGGAGGAGACAGCAGCCAGACAAGCCAGUGACCUCCUGGGGAGACUGGAUCUGGAGGUAGCUGACCUGAGGAGGAGAGACGCUGAACUAGACAAGCUUGUGCACACGGGGGACCACAUCUACUUCCUUCAGAAUUAUCAAUCCAAUUUUACGGAAACUGAACUCACCAAGUCUCCCGGUGUCACAGUGGUUCCCCCAUUGGAUUUUGUGGAGUUGCGGUCCUCCAUGUCUGCCCUCAAGAGGAGACUGGAGGACCUUGUCAAAGGAGAGUGCUGCAAGAUAUCCAGGGCAGCGAGUGCAGUGAAGUUAUUGCAAUGUCCGGAACCAAAGACCAGAGAGGAGUUCUUGUACUAUUCUUGCAAGCUCCCACUGGACCCCAAAACAGCCCACAAAGACCUGAAAAUCUGUAAUGAGCGUAGGGCAGUGACUGUCAGGACCAGAGACCGUUUCUGUCCCGACCACCCAGAGCGCUUUGAAUACUGGUGCCAGGUGUUGAGCAGUGAAGCUUUAUCCGGACGCUGCUACUGGGAGGCAGAUUGGAGCGGCAGUGGAGCCAAAAUGGCUGUCGCAUAUCAGAGCAUAGCUAGGAAAGGCGAGAGAAACGACUCUCAUUUUGGGCACAACGACAAGUCCUGGAGUUUGUUCUGCUCGAGGAAGGGUUAUACGUUCUGGCAUGAUAAUGCGGCGAUUCGUAUAGUCGCACCACUGUCCUCGAGGAUUGGAGUGUACCUGGAUCACAGGGUAGGGACUCUGGCCUUCUACAGCAUAGCUGAUACAACAAUGACUUUGCUACAUAGAGUCCAGACUGUAUUUUCUCAGCCUCUCUUUCUUGGGUUUGAGUUUGUGUGCUUUGGGGUUACUCUUCGAGUGUGCCAGGUUGAAUGAUUAGAUCAUCACAAUCGCCACAGUGGAGGGCAAAAUCGUGUGUUCAUUGACAUCAUUCACUAAAACAUCCUUUCACCACACACAGUACCAUGACCUGACCAUAUCUGACCCUCCAGCCCCUAAGUGGGGGACUAAAACAAGGCCUCUUAAAUGCUAAAGUUAGAGCCCUCUAAGGAAUAUUGUUUUAAACCACCAGGCAGAGUUCGCCUUUCGUCAACUUAGACUUUAUGGUGAAUGGAAUGACAUGACAGCUGUCCCACUUAGUUUGGUGGGCUAGAGAACUGUUUACAUUCCUGUAACUGCUGGGUCACACAGGGCUUGUGGUCAAAGAGCAAGCCAGUGUCACUGGCUGGUUGGUUCAAGCUACGGCAUGUCUGAUGUGACAGUGACCCCUGGUGGACAAGUGGACAGAAAGAGGUUCAGCAGGCCAAUUACAUGUGGUUUCUUAUACGGUUUUGAAUAACCCUCUUGUAU